This is a messenger RNA of Planococcus citri (citrus mealybug), 686 nucleotides long. RefSeq lists its product as uncharacterized. The record is from RefSeq and is a predicted model, not a curated record. Bases 137 to 565 code for a protein of 142 amino acids. NCBI's taxonomy places the organism in Eukaryota, Metazoa, Arthropoda, Insecta, Hemiptera, Pseudococcidae. The transcript has 2 exons.
AAAAUGAAAAAAAAUCAGGAGCUUGAUCGCAGUCUUUUGAAAACAUUUUUAUGGUGAAAAUCGUACUUCGACGUAAAGUUAUUGUUCGCAGCCUUUUCUCUGUGAAAUUCGAAUUUGAUUUUAUUACACGUGUAAGAUGGCAGUGAAAGUUAUCGGUGUAUGUUUGAUGUUAUCGUGCAUUUUUCUAUGCGCAUUGGGUAACUUAAAAAUAACUAAAGAGGAUUUCGCUAACUUUGAAGGGACUGAUCCCACAAAAUUUUGCGGAAAUAAAAAAAAUAUGGAAAAAUUUUGUAGGAAGAUAAUCAAGGAAGAUAUCGGGGAAUCUAAAGAUGGACCCUUCAUGAAGGGUUAUCCGAAAUGCCAGUCCUCAUCGCAGGUUAAAGUAGUAAAAAAAUGCGGUAAAGGAACAGAUACGGUCUCAGCCAAGAUACUCAUUUGUCAUUGGGAUAAAGAAGACGAGUGUUACACUUACAGUAAAGGGCAGAAGCCAAAUACGGUGACGGUUUUAGCUGUCAACGACGGUAUUUGUACCAUUUGGAAGCAGUUACCAUACACUGGCAAUUAACCGAGAAUAGAAAAGUGAAAGCUCCAAGGAGAAAAUUUUACUCGAAAAUUUCUCGACUGUGAAUGUUUCUUCUUAUGUUAUGUUACAUACCUAAUUGAUAUUAAAGCUGCAUAAUUACCUA